CUGACAAACGGCAUCAUACGGCAUCACCAAGUCAUGACACACACAACCAUCCAUACCGACUCUCACUGAGGACACGACACACCACACCGCAGACAGAAACUCGUAUACCUUUGGUUGGCCACAGUGAGUGAGUGAGCGAGCGAAUGAUUCGGUGAGUGAGUGAGCAAGCAGCACCACACUACACUCCUACACCCCACGCAGUUAGCACCAUCCAUCCAUCCAUCCAGAACACCUCUCGAGAGACCUUCGUCCAUCGUGGCCAUAGGCACAGCCAGCAUUCAUCCACGACAACGCAAACAAAAAGAGAGAGAGUUAGGGAGGGAGGGACGGAGGGAGGGAGUUUCCUGUCUGUCUGGCUGCCUAGGUGGCUAGCAGAGUGUUCCAUUGUCGCUGUGCACAGUCGUUGACGCGCUGCCAUUCUCCUGCUGCAACAGCUCGUCACCCAUUGCAGGCCUGUCACUCACACAUGCAGAUAGAACGUACACCCGCCGCAGAAAUACACACAACACGCCCUCACCGUAAUCCCUCACCCCCCGCCGACUGGCUCACUCACCUUGUGUUAUCUGGGUUCUGCCCUCUGGCCGAGAGCACCACGCGCAGCAGCCUGACCUCAUCUUCACGCGCCCUCACCGUCGCCUGCAGCUCACCCACCAUCUGCUCGUACCUACAUCCCCCAUCCAUCCAUCCAUCAGUCCGUGCAGAACCAACCAUACACAUACACACACGUCCAGUCCAUGAGUGUGCAUCCGUGUGUGUGUGUGUGCGUUGCCUGUUUUUCUCGGCGGUGAGUGUGUCGACGGCGUGUCGGGCGUUCUCCUGGAGCUCGAGGAUGCGGUGGCGGUAGGCCUCAAGCUCACCACGGUACUCCUUCUCGGCAUGGGCAGCCGCUUCACGGUGCGUGUGCCUAACAUACACAUACACACAUGCACAGGUGGACAGGUGCCACGGCAUGUGCCAUUGCUUCCAUCCAGCCUGGGCCUAAAUGCGGUGCCUGCCUCCCUACCCCUCUCCCAGCUUGACUUACUGAGUGGCUUCGAGCUCACUCACACGUGCCCUCAGCUCCUUCAUCUUCUCCUCGGACCUACACCACGGAAAGACCGACCAGCAGACAGAUUGAAAAUACAGCCCGUCAAUCACUCACCCAGCCAGCCACCAACGCACCUAUUACCUUGUUUUGUCCUUGUUGGCUCUGCUGGCCUCCGUCUGCCGGUCUGUCACACUCUGUUCGAGCACAUGGACCUGCUGCUGAAGCCUGCACACACACACACACACACACACGCAUCCAUCAUGUUCACUGAUCGAUCGUCCGGAUGGGUACAUCAGUCACAGCGUCACAGCGUCAUACUGCUGGAGCACAUAGACUUACUGGUAGAGUUUGGCUUCCAUGGGUUCGAUUUUGGCCUGCAGUGCCUGUUUGUCUGCCCUGAGUGAGGUGACCUCGCUCUGCCUCAGCCGCAGCUCCUCGAGGGCCUCGUCCUUGUCCUUGACACGCUCCUCGAGCUGACUCCGUAGACGGCCCACUGACCUAGAAGAACUGCACACGCCCACACACACACACACACACACCCGCACAAAAAUGCACAGAGAGAGAGUGAAACACUGGGGGCCGGGGAGCAGUGUUAAGUUCAAGUAGAGAGAAGGUGCCUGCACCCACACAGAGGCUGAGCGCGUGAGGAUUUUGUGUUCAUAGUUUGCCUGUGUUGUGUGUGGAAGGACACCGGAUGGGCGUGUGUGUGGAGGACGGCAGGUGCUGCUGAGGUGUUUCCCAUGUCGGUCCACCUAGGGGAGCUCUAAGUAGAACACCUAUGGUCUCCUUCCAAAGCGCAAUCGCAUCCUCAUCAAUGUCAAACAUACGCUUUGCUUUGGCUUUGAGCAGCGUCGCCUGGUCGUUGAGAAUGGGCAGCAUCUUCCUGAAGACAGGCAGACAGAAACAGAGAGAGAUCUCAGCUGGGGAGCCUUCUGGCUGCUUCUCGCUUCGUAUGUGGCCUUUCUGUGCGGGAGCCUCUCUGCUGGCUCUCUGGGGUUCGGGGUUUGCCAACCCUGAACCCUAAACCCUAAGUUAUGUGUAGGGUUUGCGAAUUUCGUGAAUAUAUGCGGUUGGUGUGCAGGAGUGCGCAGCACGCACGCAGACACAUUCACACACACGACUUCACACCAUAACCAGCAGCAGGUCGGGCCGUGUCGAGAGCCACACACGCGCACACAGCGGAUCGGCUCGGCACAGCACACAUCCAUCCAUCCAUCCAUCCAGAACACCUCUCGAGAGACCUUCGUCCAUCGCCAUAGGCGCAGCCAGCAUUCAUCCACAACAACGCAAACAAAAAGAGAGAGAGUUAGGGAGGGAGGGAGGGAGAAAGGGACUUUCCUGUCUGUCUGUCUGGCUGUCUGUCUGGCUGCUUAGGUGGCUAGCAGAGUGUUCCAUUGUCGCUGUGCACAGUCGUUGACGCGCUGCCAUUCUCCGGCUGCAACAGGUCGUCACCCAUUGCAGGCCUGUCACUCACACACACACGCAGAUAGAACGUACACCCGCCGCAGAAAUACACACAACACGCCCUCACCGUAAUCCCUCACCCCCCACCGACUCACUCAGUCACUGACCUUGUGUUAUCUGGGUUCUGCCCUCUGGCCGAGAGCACCACGCGCAGCAGCCUGACCUCAUCUUCACGCGCCCUCACCGUCGCCUGCAGCUCACCCACCAUCUGCUCGUACCUACAUCCCCCAUCCAUCCAUCAGUCCGUGCAGAACCAACCAUACACAUGCACACACGUCCAGUCCAUGAGUGUGCAUCCCUGUGUGUGUGUGUGCGUUGCCUGUUUUUCUCGGCGGUGAGUGUGUCGACGGCGUGUCGGGCGUUCUCCUGGAGCUCGAGGAUGCGGUGGCGGUAGGCCUCAAGCUCACCACGGUACUCCUUCUCGGCAUGGGCAGCCGCCUCACGAUGCGUGUGCCUAACAUACACAACAUGCACAUACACAUACACACAGAUGGACAGGCGAUUCCUUGCUGCCUCCCUACCCCUCUCCCAGCUUGACUUACUGAGUGGCUUCGAGCUCACUCACACGUGCCCUCAGCUCCUUCAUCUUCUCCUCGGACCUACACCACGGAAAGACCGACCAGCAGACAGAUUGAAAAUACAGCCCGUCAAUCACUCACCCAGCCAGCCACCAACGCACCUAUUACCUUGUUUUGUCCUUGUUGGCUCUGCUGGCCUCCGUCUGCCGGUCUGUCACACUCUGUUCGAGCACAUGGACCUGCUGCUGAAGCCUGCACACACACACACACACACACACACACAUCCAUCAUGUUCACUGAUCGAUCGUCCGGAUGGGUACAUCAGUCACAGCGUCACAGCGUCAUACUGCUGGAGCACAUAGACUUACUGGUAGAGUUUGGCUUCCAUGGGUUCGAUUUUGGCCUGCAGUGCCUGUUUGUCUGCCCUGAGUGAGGUGACCUCGCUCUGCCUCAGCCGCAGCUCCUCGUGGGCCUCGUCCUUGUCCUUGACACGCUCCUCGAGCUGACUCCGCAAACGGCCCACUGACCUAGAAGAACUGCACACGCACACACACACAGACCAUUGAAUGAUGCGUUCCCUUCCUCCUUCUUCGCUGCUCUCUUGGUUGCUCUCUUGGUCGCUUACUCCUGGGCCCGCUUCUGUUCCUCCUUCAGUCGGCUGUCGGCAGCCGCCAGUGCUGCCGCCGCCUGGUCGUGAGCAUCAACCAUCUCGGACAGCCUGGUGGGGAAUGCACACACGAUCGCGAUGCAUAGAUCUGCAUCAGUGAAAGCAGUGACGCACGUCUGUCUGUCGUACAUCAAUCACCUGUCUUUCAGCCUUCCUUCCGCAUCGAUAUGCUCCGCAAGAUCUUUCUCAAGAGCCCUGGCGGCCUCGUUCGUGGCAGUCAGCUCAUCUGCAUGCCGCUGCGCCUCGGUCGCCUUGACCUUCUCCACUUGUCGUCUGUGCAGCACAUACGCGGCUGUCCCGGCUGCGCAGGCGCCUACUGCAGCGCCCAGAGCGACGUGAAGCAGUGGAGGCAUCGAAGAUGGCUGCAUCUCCUCAGAUAUUCUCCCGCAGAUGUAGAGGAUGGGGGGUGCCUCAGAGGGAGAGAGGAGGACCAAACGACUUGAGGGGAAGGCACACACACGAGAGUCUCG
This is a messenger RNA of Vitrella brassicaformis, 4146 nucleotides long. The record is from the annotation of a GenBank genome assembly. NCBI's taxonomy places the organism in Eukaryota, Vitrellaceae.